GAAUCAUAACUGUUUAAAAGGCAUUGUGACAAGCCAUCGUAGGACUCGCCAUAUCUUGUAUUCACAGCGUCCAUUCCUAUCCUGUUCUGUUCUGUCCAAUCAUGGAUUCUACAUCUCUCACCUCCUCUGCGUCAAAAGAAGACCUUGUGAAGGAAUAUGUGGGCAAAUCACUGCAUGAUGUAUCUUGUCCUGCAGUUGUACUUGAUCUUUCGAUAUUGAGGAAGAACUGUACUGGUAUGCUUGAGGCUGUGAACUCUCUAGACUGCGGGUGGAGAGCCCAUAUCAAAACCCACAAGACAACAGAAUUGACAAGAUUGCAAAUCGGAGACGGACCUGGGCCAGCCAAUAUCGUCGUUUCAACAGUCGUGGAGGCUGAGAAUAUCGUCCCUCUACUCCUCGAGUACAAGAGUGGGGGAAGAGCUGUCAAUGUCCUAUAUAGCUUCCCUCUUACUUCAGGCGUAGUCGACCGAUUAUCGAAAGUCUCUACAGCUCUUGGACCCAAUGGCCUAUCUCUCAUGAUCGACCACCCAUCGCAACUUCGCUCUGUCGCUGCCAUCCAUACGAAAACAAGCAUACCGCCUCUCGUUUUUAUUAAAAUUGACAUGGGGACCCACCGAGCUGGUGUCAUUCCCGGUACAGAAACCUGCUCUCAACUAAUCUCCUCUGUCACAUCCCUCGCCAAGCGCGAUGUAUGCAUUCUUCACGGACUAUAUUCUCAUGCUGGACACUCCUAUUCCUCAAACUCCCAAACUGCAGCUCUUGACUAUCUUCGCCAAGAAUUUGAAGCCCUCCUGGUUACAUCCGAAGAGGUUCAUUCGGUAGCUGCUACUAAAUUACCUCUCGUACUUUCUGUAGGGGCUACUCCAACUUCUAAUGCUAUUCGUAAUCUUCUCCUAUCAUCUACUUCAUCCGAGGAACUGAAAGAGAUCUCUGCUCUGAAGGCUACCACGAGAGCUAUUCGUGAUCGAGGAAGUGAGAUUGAAAUCCAUGCUGGAGUGUAUCCAACGCUUGACAUGCAACAAUUAGCUACCCAUGCAUUGCCAGAAGAAUUACUUAGUUGGUCUUCCGUAGCCAUCACAAUCCUCGCAGAAGUCGCUUCGCUUUACCCCCCUAGAGGCAAGUCCGAUUCCCCCGAAGCCCUUAUCACGGCCGGCUCCCUCGCUCUUGGUCGUGAGCCUUGUAAGGCAUACCCGGGUUGGGGCAUUCUUUCACCAUGGAACCGCACUUCUUUUGCUUUGCCAAACACGGGCCCUGAAGGUUAUUCUGGUUGGCAAAUUUCUCGAAUCUCGCAAGAACACGGAAUACUAAGCAACCCGGGCAAAAACGACUCGGAACUCUCUAUUGGCCAAAAAGUACGCGUCUGGCCUAAUCAUGCAUGUAUCGCUGGGGCAGGGUAUGGAUGGUAUCUGAUUGUAGACGAGAGUCGAGAGGGAAAAGAAGAUGAGAUUAUUGAUGUUUGGGUAAGAUGGCGAGGAUGGUAAAGCUACAUUGGUAAGCGAAGUCUUAGAAAGAAAAGAUUUAAGCUUUGUCAUGAACUUCA
Messenger RNA from Botrytis cinerea B05.10, 1540 nucleotides. RefSeq names its product Bcdsd1 (gene Bcdsd1). The coding region runs from base 102 to 1481 and encodes 459 amino acids. Lineage: Eukaryota; Fungi; Ascomycota; Leotiomycetes; Helotiales; Sclerotiniaceae. The transcript has 5 exons. Gene Ontology annotation, molecular function: D-serine ammonia-lyase activity. The record is from RefSeq and is a predicted model, not a curated record. Gene Ontology annotation, biological process: D-serine catabolic process.